UGGUGUUUGAGUAAAGUAUAUUGUUAGAAAUGUGUUUUUUAAAUUUGCCUUAAUUGUAGUUUAUUUAGUUUGAUAUUUAUUUUUACAUCCGGCGGAAGCAAAUAUAUCAGACUGCAUUGUUUGUUUUACCCAUCCCACGUAAUCUUUUACGUCCAAACCAUAACAUUGAUGCUAGAUUGCAAGAACCAUUCGAAGUCGAUGGUGUUGAAUGACGGGAAAUCGAAAAUCAAAUUCAAGAUUCCGAAGAAGAUUGAUGCAGGACUGUUUAAUAAACAAGAAAUAUGCAGCAUAUUAAAGGAUGCGAACAGUACGUUUCCGCAACAGCUUAUGAAAAUAUUCACUAGUGGUCAAAUAGAUCUUUUUUUACAAGCAGUUUCGGAUCUGUCGGUGGAGUGCUCAGAUUUUGAAAUAAAUGAAAUAUCCCUCACAUAUUUAAGAAAAGAAUUCGUUGUUAUGAGUUCCGCGACUGUUUACAAUUACACCAAAAAAUGGAUUGACUUUCUUUUGCAGAACAAUUCAGGAGCAAGAAAUCAUUGUUUGCUACUGAAACAACUUAUAUGCUGUACAAAUUUGUUGCAAAAUAACCAACUUCAGUCAUUGCUUCAUGAAGUUCUUCCACAAGCUUAUCGUCAUCUUUGCUUCAUGAAGCAAUUUUCCUCGGCUUCGGUGAUUGCGGAAGUAAUUUUCUACUCAAUUGCUCUUCCAGCUGCUUAUUCUGAUGACUGUGAUCGAGAAGCACUCCGGAAUGUCUGGAAUAAAUUACUGUUACCAGAAGAAUCCGUAAGGUCGGCUCAUUUCAAUUUGUGUACUGUUUUGGUUAUGAGUUCGUUGGGUUUUGGUUGUGCGCAAUAUAUGCAGUUUUUGGAAAAUUCUUUGAAUGAUCUUAAAGAAAGUGAAGAUCUUUUAUUUAGCAAUCGAAAACAGUUUCAUGUAUUAUUGGAAGCGAAUUUGGGUGUGCUUUUGUCACAUUGUCAAUCGAACCAGAGUGAACUGCUGUUAAAUAUUCUGGUUACCUUCCAUCUGGAGAACAAUGACUUGUAUUUGCUAAUCCAGUCGGUAUUUCGUUAUUCGGGAUUAAUUGAUAAUUACGCUUCCAAAGUGCUACAGCCUUUUUUUCGGUGUUUGUUGUUGCGUUUAUCAUCAUUCGCGGACGAAAAUUUUCCCCAGCAAGAAGGAAAUGUCGGAAUAUGGAUCAGAAAAAGCGUGGUAGAAAUCUUGUCGAUGUCAAGUAAGAGCUAUGAAGAUGAAUUGAAUUCUUGGAAAAUGGUAAUAUCUGCAUUCGUUCCGGCUUCACAUCUUAUGCCGUUGUCUGAAAAAAGAUUGUGUCAAAUUGUGCAGUCAGUUUGUGGGAAAGGAUUUUCACUAAAAACUUUGCCAGUUUCAUUGCGAGUGGUAUUGUUUUGUGUGUUGAUUUCGCUUAUUCCUUGUAUAUCAUCGGAAGUAUUUGAAAUUGUAGUUGAAAGUACUUUGUCGAUAAUGAGGUCGGAUGUGAAAUUAUUUCGCAGUUUAAUAAACAGCUGUAAAGAAAAAACAGUGAAAAAAUAUAUCAAGACUUUACUUCGAUGUGGUUGCUUGAAUAAUAGCUCAAAAAACACGCAAAUUCUAGUUAAAGAAUUCCUCCUUAGUAGUUGCAGUUGUGACAUGCUUGCUCUCAAGUGUGAUGUUAUUUUGAAAGCUGCAGUACAAAAAUCCUUAAUUGAAGAGCAAUAUUAUUUUUUGAAACCAUUGUGUGAGACAUUUAAUGAAAUCCAUUACGAAAUAAAUGCAGGAGAAAAUAGAACAUUACGAAUUGCUACUGAAAAGGUUUUCCAACAUAUUUAUGAACUGAUAUCUCCUUUCGAUUGCAUGGAUACAAGGAAAUCAGCUCUUUUUGAGUUAUUUUUGUCAGUGCUAUCAGUUGUGAAAAUUUUGCAAGAUAACGGUACGACAGUAACUGAGAGAGAGAUUGAAAAUACAGCAGAACAUAUCAGAAUUGCUGAUCAGGUAUGCAAAACUCUUUGUAAACAUCCAGAUAAGCUGAUCGAAUUUGGAAUAAUAUCAAAGCAGCUGUCGCAGUUGUUGAGAAGAUCCAUUUUAUGGAUGGUAAAAAGGGGUAAGCUCGAGCAUAUUAUUUCCUGGAAAUAUGUUAGAUAUUUUGAACUAUAUGAUGAAUCCACCGUUAACGACAUUAUCAGUGCUGCAUCGAUGGAAAUGUUAGAAAGCCUGCUACACUCAUCUUCACAUGAUCUUCAUGCGUCGGAAAAAUUUGCAUUAUAUUUUGCGUUGGCAAAGCAUCAAAAUGAAGAAAAGAGAAAAUUGUUAUCCUCUGUGCUCAAAGAUGUGCUGGAAGUCAUAGUAGAUAUUGCUGGAACAGACUAUCUGACAACUGUCGCUUUUCUACAUCAUAUUCUUCCGGUUGCCUCUGGUAGCGCAUACGCGAGAGAUUACGUAUCAUUUGCUUUGACAGUUCUUGCAGUAGACUAUGAACUGUUAUUCUCAGAUCCUGCAGCGCUGCGCAGUGCUGUUUCUCUUCUUUUGGAUUGUCUGCGGUUUGGGACCAAUUCUAUAAUUAAUGACCAGUGUUCGUUUUACAUGACGUUGUUUGUAUGUGUUGGACGAGCUAUUCAGAAAUAUGUAAAUGAUGCAUCAGCAAUCAGUCCUCGGUUUAUUCGUCACUUAUCUUACGGGUUUGCUAAAGUUGCUGGCGAAAUGCUGAAAUACGAACGAUCAUUUUCCCGGGUAGCACCCUUCAUCAUUUCGGAAUGUCUGGAAGAUGCUGAAUGCUUAUCACUUGCUUUGUUUCGAAUUUUCUCAAUCUGUGAUGGUCAUAGUGUCGCUCUCCUCACUACUAAUCUACCAUUGUUACAAAAAACUCGAUUCGCUAAUUUAAGUUUAUAUUUCAAAAAAAUCAAAAUGGUUGUCUAGUUUCAGGACUAUAUGCCUCUAAUUUAAAAACCAUACCCGGAAUAAUGUAAUUCUAUCUCCUCUCAAAAUUGCUUAAAUAUUCGAUAUUAGUGAUUGAGACUUGAUAUUUUUCCCCGUAUCUUAAACUACCUUACUGCUAUUUUCCCACUUUUUUGGCUUUUGUUCACGAAUUUGUAGGUCUACAUCUGAUUUUUGAUUUAUUUUUGGAAAUUGUUUCGCUCUUAUAAUUUCAAGGGCAUGUAUACAGAAAAUAAACGAACAAAACACCUG
Molecule: messenger RNA, 3174 nt
Organism: Loa loa (African eye worm)
Lineage: Eukaryota; Metazoa; Nematoda; Chromadorea; Rhabditida; Onchocercidae
Exons: 16
Coding region: 169-2904 (911 amino acids)
Source: RefSeq, a predicted model, not a curated record